Molecule: messenger RNA, 1414 nt
Organism: Paramisgurnus dabryanus
Lineage: Eukaryota; Metazoa; Chordata; Actinopteri; Cypriniformes; Cobitidae
Gene: rrs1
Product: ribosome biogenesis regulator 1 homolog
Biological process (GO): ribosome biogenesis; ribosomal large subunit biogenesis; endonucleolytic cleavage in ITS1 to separate SSU-rRNA from 5.8S rRNA and LSU-rRNA from tricistronic rRNA transcript (SSU-rRNA, 5.8S rRNA, LSU-rRNA)
Cellular component (GO): nucleus; nucleolus; preribosome, large subunit precursor
Molecular function (GO): protein binding
Source: RefSeq, a predicted model, not a curated record
UAGAAGCACAUGUGAGAAUACCACGCUGUUGCGUUACAUUACGUGCAAAAUGGCUUCUUGUAGUAUAGAAGACGUGCUUGCUAAGGCUGAAAGAGACGAGGCCGAAAAGCUUAAGAGUAUUACAGUCAACAAAGAGUUGGAUCUUGAAUUUGAUCCAGGUAGCUUGCUUGCGUUUGAUAAGAACCGGAUAGAUACCCGGGAAUUUAAAGGAAAUAAUCGGGAGGAGUUUCUGCGCUCCCUGGCAAGAGACAACACGCAACUACUCAUCAAUGAGAUAUGGAAACUACCAACCGAGAGAGUUGAAGAAGUAAUCGUGGCUAAGCUACCAGAUCCAACUACUGCACUGCCCAGGCAGAAGCCUGCACCCAAACCAAAACCUCCUACAAAAUGGGAACAGUUUGCCAAGCUGAAAGGCAUUCAGAAGAAAAAGAAGACAAACUUGGUCUGGGACGAAGUUCACAAGGAAUGGAAGAGACGAUGGGGAUACAAACGUGCCAAAGAUGAUACAAAGGAAUGGUUGAUAGAGGUACCAGAAAAAGCAGAUCCCAAUGAAGACCAGUUUGCAAAGAAAAAUAAGGCUAAGAAGGAGAGGGUGGCGAGAAAUGAAUACAACAGACUCAAGAACAUCGCCAGAGCUCAGAAGAUCAAGGUGCCAGGCAUGGGGCUCGCACCCACCCCUCAUCAGUCAAAAGCAGAGCUGGCACAGGCUGUGAGUAUUGCCAAGGUAUCCACUGCCUCUGUGGGUAAAUUUCAGGAGAACCUGCCCAAGGAGAAAACACCAAAGAACACAGGGAAAAAGAGAAAAUUCCAACCUCUUAUUGGUGACUUUGGUAGUGAGAAGCAAAAACAGCUGGAUUUAUUGAAACUAAUGGACAGUAAAAACCCACGGCUCAACAUCACUAAAGCAGUGAAUAAGCAAAUGAGGGAAGAGGACAUGGAAGCGGCUCGGGACAGAAGGAAGGCAUUUGGAAAGAAGGGACACAGAGGAAACAUGGCUGGUAAAGGAAAAGGCAAGGCUGGUGGAAAGGGAAAAGGUCCCAAAGGAAAAGCUCCCAAGGGAAAAGGACGUAAACCACCUAUGAAGCAUGGAAAGCGCUAAAACCUACAACACUGUGGACUUAAAACUUAUAAGAUUUUUAAAAUAUUGUAUGUGAGGUGCCAUGUCAGAUAUGGCAGGUGUCUUUAUUAUAUGACUAGGUGCCUUGGUCCUGGACUUUGAUUCUGUACAAUAUGUUACAACAGAUUGUUUUCUUUUCCUUUUUUUCAUUUGAAUAUUCAAAUAAUAAAAUGUACAAUUGUCAUUGUUGCAGUGCUGGGAAAUAACAGAAAAAUGGUGUUUCCCCAAAUGUGACUUUACAUCUUUGAAGUAUUCUUCUUCAUGUGAUAUUGCAAUAAAUUUAAAACAUCAGCAGAA